AUGUUCAACGUUGGUGACUUUGUCGGGCGGUUUGCCCUCAUGUUCAAGCGUCUGCAGCCAUCACCUCGUGUUGUUGUGGCCGGUACAUUCCUGCGACUUGUGGUCAUCCCACCGCUGGUGCUGUGCGUGCGCGGCAUUAUUCCUGGUAUUGCCCUACCGUACAUACUGUGUUUGAUCUGGGGUCUCACGAAUGGUUACUUUGGUGGCAUGGCGAUGAUCUAUGGACCGCGUACGCCAUCGCUGACAAUGGCAGGCCAGCGCUCUCUUGCUGCUAUUAUGGUCGAAUUGUCGCUGCUGCUUGGUCUGUUUAUCGGGUCAUCAUUGGCCCUUGCUGUGAAGGAAGGAUUUCCAAAAUAG
Trypanosoma theileri is the source of this 357-nucleotide messenger RNA. Its product is annotated as putative nucleoside transporter 1. Gene Ontology annotation, molecular function: nucleoside transmembrane transporter activity. The record is from RefSeq and is a predicted model, not a curated record. Gene Ontology annotation, biological process: nucleoside transmembrane transport. Bases 1 to 357 code for a protein of 118 amino acids. The transcript has a single exon. NCBI's taxonomy places the organism in Eukaryota, Euglenozoa, Kinetoplastea, Trypanosomatida, Trypanosomatidae. Gene Ontology annotation, cellular component: plasma membrane.